AUGGAUUCGAGGUGGAGGAGCUUUUGCGUGAAUUUCACGUCGGAGCCGGCGGUGGUGGCCGGAGUACUGGCGGCAUGGUUGCCGUUAAAAGGCUUGUGGCCGGAAAAACCCGUGUCUUGGAACAUGGCCACUGUCGCACACGAAGCAGGCGCGCCUAUCUUGUCUAAGGGCUGCAGCCGGAGUGUGCCUGCCUGCCGUGAAUGGCUUGGUGCUCGCCGGAAUUUGGUGCAUCUCGGGUGCCCUCGAAUCUCCUUGCCUGAAAUCGUGGUUUCUAGUGCUCGUGGAUCGCCGACUCGCACGAAUUUCUCGUUGCCGGAAAAUUGGUGGCCUCCUUCUUGCCGAGGAAGAUGA
Messenger RNA from Striga asiatica, 351 nucleotides. Lineage: Eukaryota; Viridiplantae; Streptophyta; Magnoliopsida; Lamiales; Orobanchaceae. The record is from the annotation of a GenBank genome assembly.